UCUCACACUCCACUAAUUGCAUCUCCUUCUCUCGCCCUCUGCAUAGUUCCUUGCUCCAUUUGCUUUACACUUGCAUGUGGGUAUCUGCUUCAGUCUUUUGUUUUCGUUAGUGGGUUAUCGUUAUUCAAUCAAUAAUCACAAAAUAAAAUAUUGCUUCAUUCUUUUGGUGAUAUUGAUUGUUGAGCUUUAGUUGGUAUGAUCUGGAUUAAAUUUAUAUAGAUUUCUUGUUCAUAUUAUGUACGGAUAAGGUUUUUUUAUUAUUAUUAUUUACAGGUGCUUGUAUUGUUGAGCAAAUUGCUUGAUUCCAAGCUUUUGUACUAAUGGACAUGUUGCUCCGUAGACUCCUCAUGGCGAGAAUACGCUUGUUAUUUGUUGUUUUCAUUGUUUGUGUGCCCAUGGAAGUCAUGGGUAAGGCUGGAAAUGCUAAUGUUUCUUCAUCGAGACCAAGUGUUGUGAAUAUAGGAGCUCUUUUUACUCUUAAUUCUGUAAUUGGGAGAGCAGCUAAACGAGCACUUGCAGCUGCAGUUGAUGAUGUAAAUUCAGAUUCCAGUAUUCUUAAAGGGACAAAGCUGAAUUUCAUUAUAGUUGACACGAAUUGCAGUGGAUUUAUUGGAACCAUGGAAGCUUUACGGCUGGUGGAAAAUGAUGUGGUUGCAGCAAUUGGCCCUCAAUCGUCUGGCAUAGCUCAUGUCAUCUCCCAUGUUGUUAAUGAACUUCACGUACCACUUUUAUCAUUUGGAGCAACAGACCCCACACUUUCUUCACUUCAGUAUCCAUAUUUAAUCCGCACAACACAAAGUGACUAUUUCCAGAUGUUCGCAAUUGCUGAUCUGGUUACAUAUUUUGGAUGGAGGGAGGUAAUUGCCGUCUUUGUAGAUGAUGAUUAUGGAAGAAGUGGCAUAUCUGUAUUGGGUGAUGCCCUGGCAAAGAAGCGUUCCAAAAUCUCUUACAAGGCUGCCUUCAAUCCUGGAGCAACCAAGAAUGCAAUCAAUGACUUGUUAGUUGAAAUAAACCUGAUGGAAUCUAGGGUCUAUGUUGUCCAUGUGAAUCCUGAUUCUGGUUUGCAAAUUUUUUCUGUUGCCCAGAAGCUUGGGAUGAUGAGCAAAGGCUAUGUUUGGAUUGCCACAGAUUGGCUUCCUUCUGUUUUAGAUUCAACAGAACCAGUUGACACAAACACAAUGAAUCUCUUACAAGGGGUUGUCGCUCUUCGCCAUUACACACCAGACACUGAUAUGAAGACAAGGUUUCUGUCUAGAUGGAACAACCUUAAAUACAAGGAUCGAAAGGGACCUGCUGGGUUCAAUUCUUAUGCUCUCUUUGCUUAUGAUUCAGUAUGGUUAGCUGCCAGAGCUCUUGAUGCUUUUUUCAACGAAGGUGGUAUUGUAUCUUUCUCUGAUGAUCCAAAGUUGCAAGACGGAAAUGAAAGCUCAUUGAACUUGUCAUUACUCCGUGUCUUCAAUGAAGGUCAACAGUAUCUCCAAACACUUCUAAGAAUGAACUUCACAGGUGUCAGUGGUCAAAUUCAGUUUGAUCCCGACAAAAAUUUAGUUCAUCCAGCAUACGAUAUUAUCAACAUUGGUGGGACAGGGUCCCGCAGGAUUGGUUAUUGGUCGAAUCACUCUGGUCUUUCAAUUGUUCCUCCAGAGAUCUUAUAUGGGAAGCCUUCUAAUACUUCUCCCAGCAACCAACACCUUUACACAACAAUAUGGCCUGGUGAAAAUCCAGAGGUUCCUCGAGGAUGGGUGUUUCCAAACAAUGGAAAGCCACUGCGUAUAGCAGUGCCAAAUCGAGCAAGUUACAGAGAUUUUGUGUCUAAGGACAAAAACCCUCCAGGGGUUAAAGGUUAUUGCAUUGAUGUGUUUGAAGCUGCAAUAAACUUGCUGCCAUAUCCUGUUCCUCGCACGUAUAUUCUAUAUGGAGAUGGAAAGAGGAACCCAAGCUACAAUGGACUCGUCGAUGCAGUUGCUCAAAAUACUUAUGAUGCAGCUGUGGGAGAUAUUGCAGUAGUUACAAACAGAACAAAGAUUGUGGAUUUUACACAGCCUUACAUGGAAUCAGGACUUGUUGUAGUGGCUCCUGUCAAGGAAGUAAAGUCUAGCGCUUGGGCAUUCCUCAAGCCAUUUACUGUACAAAUGUGGUGUGUCACUGGUGCCUUCUUUCUUUUGGUGGGAACUGUUGUCUGGAUUCUUGAGCACCGGAUUAAUCACGAGUUUCGUGGUCCACCAAGACAACAGCUUAUCACUGUAUUCUGGUUUAGUUUCUCAACAAUGUUCUUCUCUCACAGAGAGAACACUGCAAGCACCCUGGGACGUCUGGUGGUGAUCAUUUGGCUAUUUGUUGUGUUGAUUAUCAAUUCAAGUUAUACAGCCAGUUUGACAUCAAUCCUUACAGUUCAGGAGUUAACUUCAGGGAUUGGAGGCAUUGACAGCUUAAUAUCAAGUAGUGAACCAAUUGGAGUUCAAGAUGGUUCAUUUACAUGGAACUACUUGGUUCAGGAGCUCAACAUAGCAGAAUCAAGGCUUGUAAAAUUGAAAAACCAAGAUGAAUAUUUUUCUGCCCUUAAACUUGGACCAAAAUCUGGUGGGGUUGCUGCCAUUGUUGAUGAGCUUCCUUACAUUGAGCUCUUCUUGUCCGACAGCAACUGUGCUUUCAGGACAGUGGGACAGGAAUUCACAAAAAGCGGAUGGGGAUUUGCAUUUCAGAAGGACUCACCUCUUGCAGUUGACUUGUCCACAGCCAUUCUCCAGCUCUCUGAAAAUGGUGAUCUCCAAAAAAUUCAUAACAAAUGGCUGACACGGGCAGAGUGCUCUAUGCAAAUCAACGAAGUUGAUUCAAGCCGGCUCUCCUUAAGCAGCUUCUGGGGACUGUUCCUGAUAUGUGGCCUUGCUUGCUUCAUUGCUCUUACUAUAUUCUUCUGCAGAGUACUUUGUCAGUACCGUAAAUUUGCUGUGGAAGAGGGCCAAGUGGCGGAGGUGGAGGAGAUUCAGCCAGCGAGACCUAGACGUGCACUGUUCUCAGGUAGCUUCAAAGAUUGGAUUGAUUUUGUAGAUAGGAAAGAAACAGAGAUCAAGGAGAUGCUUGGGCAUAAGAGUAAUGAUAACAAGAGACAAGCUAGCCCCAGCAUAGAAGAACAUUCACAUGCUUAGAGGGAAAAAAGUUUAUUAUUAUUAUUAUUAUUAUUAUUAUUUCAAAUUCAGAAACUAUAAAAUCAAACACCACUCUUAUAUACUUAUAGUUUGUCAUUUUGAUUGAUAUAGAAGAAUUAGUUGUUAGUGCAUUUUGUAUCCUGAAAAAUAUUUCGUAUACAUGUAAAAGACAAUAAAAUUAGAAAAAAAAAAACAGUAGGUGGAGUUCAAUUUGAGUCAUACAGUGUAAAAUUAUAAAUUGUGUUUAGUUAGAGUUGCGAUAUUAAUGAGUAGAAACACAUGUUUUAUAUGAUAA
Manihot esculenta (cassava) is the source of this 3441-nucleotide messenger RNA. RefSeq names its product glutamate receptor 3.4. The transcript has 6 exons. The record is from RefSeq and is a predicted model, not a curated record. Lineage: Eukaryota; Viridiplantae; Streptophyta; Magnoliopsida; Malpighiales; Euphorbiaceae. Gene Ontology annotation, cellular component: plasma membrane. Gene Ontology annotation, molecular function: glutamate-gated receptor activity. Bases 321 to 3146 code for a protein of 941 amino acids.